AUGUUGGGUCCACGUAUCAAGAUCCACAUCACAGGUCUUCCCAAACUGCGACAUAUGUUGACGCUACCCGUCGAUAUCCUCUACAGAAUCCUCGAUGUACUUGCUACCGACACACCGACUCUGCUCUCUGGAUCUGUUGCGGCCAAAAUCCUUACCGCCCACUGCCAACGUCACCUAUUCAGAUCGAUAAGUUUCCGGCUCAACCUCCCGGAAGAGAGAGGAUGCGAGGAGUCCGUAGACGGGGAAGGAGGUUUGCAUCGCUUGUCUCAGGAGCUGGAAGCUGUGCUGUGUGGUAGGAAGGCGCACGACGACCAUGAAACCCUCUACAAGUUCACGAAAACGUUGGUUCACAACCCGAGCUUGGGCGCCUACGUUCGGUCGUUCAAGGUUAUCGUCAACAUCAGGCCGGAUCGUCGAACCCAGACGGAUCCAGCUGACGUUCAGCGCGCCGUUUCGUGUCGUCUGGCUCCCUUAUUGACGCGAUUUACGGAAUUAGAGAGCCUUCAUCUCAGGGGGGACCCAUCUCUCCGAAGACCUCUUUUCUUGCUAGAGGAGAUUCUCGGCUCGGUUCUCUCUCCAAACCUUUGCGAAGUGGGACUACACGCAAUGCUUAUGCAUCUUCCGACGAAAAAGCUGCCGCAGCUCAAGCGCCUUCGGCGCCUCGUGAUUGACAACUGCGACUGGGACUUCACGAGCGACAAUGCCAGCGCAACGACCGGGGCCAGAACACCACUCAACAUUGACACACUGGCGUACUAUGGCCCUCAGAUGGAGCCCUUCAACUACGCAGUCGACUUCAUCGGCCAGGACAGCCUCCAGACUCUGUAUCUUUCUGCCAAACGUAACUCCGACUAUCCGAAGGCGAUCAGGUUGCUCCGGAAAUCGGCCUCCUCGUUGGUGUCCCUGACCUAUGCAGUACCGCACAGGACCUCAAUAUUCGACCCUGCUGUGGUCAACAGGGUCAUCCGAGGGUCCCUUUUCGACCCUGGAAAUGCUGCUGUAUUCUCCUCUUUGGAGGCCCUCGAGCGCUUUAAGUUCCAGGUAGCAGCCGAAGACCUAUUCGCACUGGUCCGGACAGGACACACACCCAUGUCCCAGUUCAUGCUCGACAUCUUGACCGGAGAGGCACUCUCUGCAUGCCCGAACAUCUCCUUUCUCGAGGUCGAAAUUAUCAGGACACCAUCGCCUUAUCCCUUUUUCAACCUCAAGUUUCAUUGGAAGAAGUUGAAUGAGCACCUCUUGCGAGGAGCGUACCCGCGUCUUAAGGUCCUUCGAUUCGUUUUGAACUUGACAAGAAGCGCCCGACAUUCGGAUACGAAGUCUGAAUAUGAUAGGAUUGGAGAGUUGUUGGCGGAGUGGGUCGCAGAAGGACCGCUGCAUGGGUUGAAGAAGGACAGGGGGUUCAGCGUUGAGGUCGUGCAUAAUUUUGAGGCUAAGAACGACCCGAGAUAUUAUCUAUUCUAG
Messenger RNA from Coprinopsis cinerea okayama7#130, 1464 nucleotides. RefSeq lists its product as hypothetical. The transcript is spliced from 2 exons. The record is from RefSeq and is a predicted model, not a curated record. Bases 1 to 1464 code for a protein of 487 amino acids. NCBI's taxonomy places the organism in Eukaryota, Fungi, Basidiomycota, Agaricomycetes, Agaricales, Psathyrellaceae.